CGAGCACGGCCGGGCACGAGGCCGCGCCUUGCCAGUGCCGGUCCCUCCCUCGCUCGGCUGGUGCUGGCCUGGAUCCUCCUCUCCGCCACUCCACGCCGCGCCGCGCCGUAAUCUCUCUGCUCCACCUCCGCUGCUCUCGCGUCUCGUCCAGUGGUGGCCGUGGUGGUAGUGGAGUGCCGGCAGAUCCGCCCGCCCGCCCGUACGCGGAUUGCCUUUCGUCUUCGCCCAUUGCUGUUGGUUGGAGAUUGCUGUGGAUUUGCGAGCUGCUUGUAUCCAUGGUUUGAUUAGUUUCUUCUUCCUCUUCUCACGGCGCUCAAGAUCGACGCCAGCAGGACUUGUUGCGGGUUCCACUGAGCCAGCUACUGGGCCACGUAGAUUUAGGAUGGCUAGCACCCGCCACCAUUGCUGAGCUUCUCCAGUAAAGACUGGAUUUUUCUCGCCGCCCCGACCUGUAAGUGCCUCAGUGACAGCUUCGCUUUCUCGCGCGCCAUCUAUUUCUGCGAUUUUCGAUGGUCUUUUAGAGGGAAAUUGUUUGUAGUACUUAUGGCGAACUGCAGUUUUGGCUGUUUCUUCAAACCAAGCGAGUAGGGGGGGAUCCGCUGGCCGGGUUAAAUUUGUACUCCGAACCGACAAUGUCUGCUACUGUAAAUGCUCCACCUUUUAAUGUUUUAAGGAUUGUUGGUGAGGUAUAAUAAUUUGUUGGAUUGGUCUAGGCCUCUAGGGGGGAAUUUGACUUCAAUAAUCUGGCUGCUCGGUUGAUGUUUUCGGUUGUGGAAAUGCAAUCGCUUAAAAUUAAUAAGGGCCCGUCACCCCUCUGAAUGUACAUGGAGACUUGGCAGAGGGCUUUUGGUUGGUCUUCUUCUUGGCGGUUACAAUGUAGCUUUCUCCUGAUUAGCAUGUCAGAAUCAUUAUCUGUUCAAGGAGCAGUUGCAGCAACGCCUUCACAACGACUGGCUCAGCCUAUACCAGGGUUGCAAUCAUGUUAAUUGUUAUCUUUCGCAGAAAGUAGCUAUUUCCAUUUGUUCAUGACAUGUUCUUAUCCUCCACUUGCAGGUGCGCUUGAUGUUCAAAAGAUGUCAUCAAACUCCAGUCUAACCGAAUCUCUACAUGAGAAAACAAUUGUCUUUGGCCUCAAACUUUGGGUUGUGAUUGGGAUUGCUGUUGGAGCGUCCCUCUUGGGUAUUCUUCUCAUUCUUCUCAUAUGCCUCACCAUUCAGAGCUGUAUCAGGAGGUCACGCAAGCCACUCCACGACCGUCCAAUGACCCAGAUACCUCCUCCCUGCAAAGAUAUCAAGGAAGUGAGUAAUGAUUUUGUUGUACAUGAUGGGCUUCUACUCACUAUUCAAAAUGAGCCCGAGCAUGGUGACCUGGUCGAUAGAGAAGCGAUUCAGUUGGCUCAGGAGGAAAAGUUGAAACAAGGAGAAGAGAACAAUCUUUCUGGUUCUUUCCGCAUUACGGAUGGCUGUGAUGGAAUUCAGAUCGCUUCCCUCGAUGAACAAUCUUCAACGCAUGCUACUGUUGACUCUGCGCCAUUAGUGGGCUUACCUGAAUUUUCUUAUCUUGGUUGGGGCCAUUGGUUCACACUUAGAGAUCUAGAGCUUGCAACCAACCGUUUUGCAAAGGAUAAUGUGAUUGGUGAGGGCGGAUAUGGUGUUGUGUAUCGUGGCAGAUUAUCAAAUGGCACUCCAGUUGCUGUCAAGAAAAUCCUUAACAAUUUAGGGCAAGCUGAGAGAGAAUUCAGGGUGGAAGUUGAAGCAAUCGGCCAUGUCCGUCACAAGAAUUUGGUCCGCCUUUUGGGUUACUGUGUUGAGGGUACUCAAAGGAUGCUUGUCUAUGAGUAUGUUAAUAAUGGGAAUCUCGAAAGUUGGCUUCAUGGGGAAUUGUCCCAGUACAGCUCUCUCACUUGGUUGGCUCGCAUGAAAAUUCUUUUGGGCACUGCAAAGGCCCUUUCUUAUUUACAUGAGGCAAUCGAACCAAAAGUUGUUCACCGUGACAUCAAGUCCAGCAAUAUCUUGAUUGAUGACGAGUUUAAUGCCAAAAUAUCAGACUUUGGUUUGGCAAAGAUGCUUGGUGCUGGUAAAAGUCAUAUUGCUACACGAGUUAUGGGUACCUUUGGCUAUGUUGCACCUGAGUAUGCUAACAGUGGACUUCUGAAUGAAAAGAGUGAUGUCUAUAGCUUUGGGGUUGUUCUGUUGGAAGCUAUUACAGGUAGAGAUCCAAUUGACUAUGAGCGUCCUCCAAAUGAGGUAAACCUAGUUGACUGGCUUAAAAUGAUGGUUGCUAACAGACGUUCUGAAGAAGUGGUGGAUCCAAACCUGGAAAGAAGACCUUCAACAAAGGAGCUAAAACGUGCCCUUUUGACAGCCCUGAGGUGUAUCGAUUUGAAUGCCGAGAAGAGACCUAGCAUGGACCAGGUGGUCCGGAUGUUGGAUUCUAACGAACCCAUACCUCAAGAGGAAAGAAGACACCGACAGAACCGAACCCCUGAGAGUUCAGAAACCGAGCCAUUGAGGGGCAAGAACAACAGUGGCAGGAGUGAUGCCCCUGAGCAUGAAGCAAGGCCACCUCGACCUAAGAGUCGAACAUUUUCGUCCAAAUGAUGGAAACAAGAAACGAAAAGAAAAGGCAUACUAGGAGAUACGAUAUAGUCAACUGGAGUGCUGCAUGCAAAGCACACACCGUGGGAAGCAGGAAAUUACAAUACUUAACCAAUUGAUGCAUUUUUCAUUCUUGGCUGCAAUGGUUGAUAAUACAUUUUUGUGUUCCUUGACACACAUGUACAGUGGUGUAUGGUAGUUGAAGGGUGUAUAGUACUAGUAGUUUGUAAAAACUUCAAAACUCGAAAAGAAGAAUGUUUUCCUACCAAAACAAGGAGGGGGGGGGGGGGGG
Molecule: messenger RNA, 2889 nt
Organism: Panicum virgatum (switchgrass)
Lineage: Eukaryota; Viridiplantae; Streptophyta; Magnoliopsida; Poales; Poaceae
Product: probable receptor-like protein kinase At5g18500
Exons: 8
Coding region: 1026-2600 (524 amino acids)
Biological process (GO): protein phosphorylation
Molecular function (GO): protein kinase activity; ATP binding
Source: RefSeq, a predicted model, not a curated record